CCUUCUUUUUCUUCCUUUUCAUCUCUCUCUCUCUCCCCCCACAAAUGGAAAAUUCCGAAGCUGGUGAUCUUCCGAUACGUUGUCUUCCCGUUCUCUUUCGUUACCCGGGUUCGAUUCUUCUGCUGAAUCUGCUUGUUGCUGCGGUUCGCUGCGAUAUUCCGACGACCCUUGAAGGCCCCUUUGAGCCCGUCACUGUUCCUUUCGAUCCUAGUCUGCGCGGCAUCGCCGUUGAUUUGCCUAACACCGAUCCUCGCGUUCGCCGCCUCGUUCAGGGUUUCGAGCCUGAGCAGAUUUCAGUGUCUCUCUCGGCCAGCCAUGAUUCAGUUUGGAUCUCAUGGAUUACAGGGAAAUUUCAAAUUGGUGACAAUAUCAAGCCAUUGGAUCCUAAAGCUGUCUCAAGUACUGUUUAUUACGGAACCUCAGAAUCCGAAUUAGUACAUGAGGCUAGUGGUCAUUCUCUCAUUUACAGUCAGCUUUAUCCUUUUGAAGGACUUCAGAACUAUACCUCAGGAAUCAUCCACCAUGUUCGACUUGCAGGGUUAGAACCAAGCACAAUAUACUAUUAUCAAUGUGGAGACUCCUCACUAAAAGCAAUGAGUGACAUCUACCAUUUCAAGACAAUGCCAGCUUCUAGUCCACAGAGCUAUCCAGACAGAAUUGCAGUAGUGGGAGAUCUUGGCCUUACGUAUAAUACAACUACAACCAUCAGUCACAUGAUCAAUAACAAACCUGAUCUUUUCCUAUUGAUUGGUGAUGUGACCUAUGCAAAUCUAUACCUAACAAAUGGAACUGGCUCUGACUGCUAUACCUGCUCAUUCCCAGAAAGUCCCAUACAUGAGACCUACCAGCCUCGAUGGGAUUAUUGGGGAAGGUUUAUGCAGAAUUUGGUUUCCAAAGUACCGAUGAUGGUGGUGGAAGGAAAUCAUGAAAUAGAAGAACAGGCAUUUAACAGGACAUUUGUGGCUUACAGUUCUAGGUUUGCCUUCCCCUCUGAAGAAAGCGGGUCUUCAUCCACGUUUUACUACUCCUUUAAUGCUGGGGGGAUCCAUUUUAUUAUGCUUGGGGCUUACAUUGGUUAUGAUAAAUCAGCUGAACAAUAUAAGUGGUUGCAAAGAGAUCUGGCUAGUCUUGAUAGGUCCAUAACUCCCUGGCUUAUAGCUUCUUGGCAUCCUCCAUGGUAUAGUUCUUAUGUGGCACAUUACCGAGAAGCAGAGUGCAUGAGGGUGGAGAUGGAAGAACUUCUAUACUCACACGGCGUGGAUAUAGUAUUUAAUGGGCAUGUGCAUGCUUAUGAGAGGUCAAAUAGGGUUUACAAUUACAGUUUAGACCCAUGCGGUCCUGUCUAUAUUACUGUUGGGGAUGGAGGUAACCGAGAGAAGAUGUCAAUCCAAUUUGCAGAUGAGCCUGGACAAUGUCCCGAUCCAUCAAGUACUCCUGAUCCUUACAUGGGAGGCUACUGUGUAACAAACUUUACAUCUGGUCCUGCAGAGGGUCAGUUUUGCUGGGAUUGGCAGCCGGAGUUCAGUGCAUUCAGAGAAAGUAGCUUCGGCCAUGGAAUUCUAGAGGUAAAAAAUGAGACAUGGGCUUUGUGGACAUGGUACCGAAACCAGGACGCAGGCAAUAGAGUGGGAGAUCAAAUUUAUAUUGUGAGGCAACCUGAUUUAUGUCCUGAUCAUUAUGAAAAGCUGAAGGUCACAGCUACCAUGUGAUCACACUUAAGAUUCUUGUUUGUUUUGCUAUAGAUUCACAGUGCGUGUGAAACAAUGGGACGAAGAAUUCCAAGUAUUGUACUAAGAUAUCAAUUUGGGAAUGAAAACUGCUUUUUCAAAGUA
Molecule: messenger RNA, 1832 nt
Organism: Prosopis cineraria
Lineage: Eukaryota; Viridiplantae; Streptophyta; Magnoliopsida; Fabales; Fabaceae
Product: purple acid phosphatase 15-like
Exons: 7
Coding region: 45-1709 (554 amino acids)
Molecular function (GO): metal ion binding; acid phosphatase activity
Source: RefSeq, a predicted model, not a curated record